Messenger RNA from Aspergillus chevalieri, 1134 nucleotides. RefSeq names its product putative proline racemase. The transcript has 2 exons. Lineage: Eukaryota; Fungi; Ascomycota; Eurotiomycetes; Eurotiales; Aspergillaceae. The record is from RefSeq and is a predicted model, not a curated record. Bases 1 to 1134 code for a protein of 377 amino acids. Gene Ontology annotation, molecular function: hydro-lyase activity.
AUGGACUUAGCUCAGACACUCAAAAAUGACACCAGCACACAACCUAUCCGCUGCAUCGACAUGCACACUACCGGCGAACCAACCCGGAUCGUCUACUCGGGCUUCCCAUCACUAUCGGGAACCCUGCUAGAACAGCGCGACCAAGCAAUUCGCAAAUACGACCAUGUUCGUCGACGAUUAAUGCUCGAACCGCGCGGCCACGACGGCAUGUACGGCGCGAUCAUCCGGCCGGAGACUGAACUUGUUCGGUCUGGGGAAGCUCAUGUCGGUGUCUUGUUCAUUCACAAUGAGGGCUUCUCGACGAUGUGCGGGCAUGCUACUAUUGCGCUAGGGAGGUUUUUGGUCGAUACGCAUGAUCUUGCUGUUUUCCUCAACGGGAAGCGCUGGAAGGUGAUGGUGCCUGUUACGCCCGACGCAAGGAAGUCUGAUGCAUCGCGACCAGUGACGUUCUUGUCCACGCCGGCUUUUGCUAGUGCCAUUCAGUUGAAGGUACCCAUUCCGUCUGAAGUUCGGUGGCCGGAGCUCGGUGAAAAGAACUCUAUUUGCUUGGAUGUGAGCUAUGGCGGAGCAUUCUAUGCUAUUGUCAAUGCGGAUGAUCUGGGACUCACCAACGGUCUGAAGGAUGUGGAUCUGGAUGUUGCGACUCGAUGCGUGCAGAAGCUAAAGCCUUAUCUUGAGUCAAGGCCUGAAAUCAAGUCCGCUAUUCAGCACCCCGAAGAUGAGCGUCUUUCCUUCCUGUACUCGGUGAUGAUUGUCGAUCCCAACAGGGGUUACAAGCCUGACAACGUGGCCGGCGCAGAGACUGGUCUCUGUUACUUUGCUGAGAACCAGAUUGACCGAUCUCCCACAGGAUCUUGUGUGACGGCGCGAAUGGCACUUGCUUAUGCGAAGGGGCUUAGACCCGUUGGUCAGCGUUGGGCGUAUAACUCUAUUGUCUCAAACCAUUUCGGAGCGGGUACUUUUAGUGCUGAAAUCGUCGGAAAGACUACGAUAGAUGGACCAGACGGGAGUUCUAUUGAAUCUGUGGUUGUGCAAGUAGAAGGCCAAGCGUUCUACACGGGGACAUCUACAUUCCUCGUCGAGGAUGGCGAUGCGAUGUCGUCUAGUGGAUUCACGAUGAACAUUGUAACAUAG